AUGCCGAGCGGAUCAUGCGCGCCUGCGAAGGGUGCCAAUACUACGCUCGGUGAACUCACAUGGCCGUUCGCGGUCUGGGGACUUGGUCUUGUCGAUCCCCUUCGGAAAGCGCCUAGGGACUACAUGCACCUGUUUGUCACCAUUGACAAGUUAACGAAGUGGAUCGAGGCUCAACCGAUCACGACGAUCAAGUCUGAGCAGGCCGUGGAAUUUUUCCUCGACAUCAUCCACCACUUUGGAGUACCGAACUCCAUCAUCACGGAAAAUGGAAUGCAGUUUAUGGGAAAGGAAUUCUUCAAGUUCUGCGAUGACAACCACAUCCGAGUCAAUUGGGCUGCCGUGGUGCACCCCUACACGAACGGGCAGGUCGAACGCGCGAACAACAUGGUUUUACAGGGGCUCAAGCCUAGAAUCUUCAAUCGCCUGAAGAAGUUCACCGGGUGGUGGGAUGCUGAGCUCCCUGCGGUCCUCUAG
Molecule: messenger RNA, 474 nt
Organism: Panicum hallii
Lineage: Eukaryota; Viridiplantae; Streptophyta; Magnoliopsida; Poales; Poaceae
Exons: 1
Coding region: 1-474 (157 amino acids)
Biological process (GO): DNA integration
Molecular function (GO): nucleic acid binding
Source: RefSeq, a predicted model, not a curated record